Molecule: messenger RNA, 3757 nt
Organism: Anolis sagrei ordinatus
Lineage: Eukaryota; Metazoa; Chordata; Lepidosauria; Squamata; Anolidae
Source: RefSeq, a predicted model, not a curated record
AUGUCUCAGUCCGAGGAGGCGCUGUCGCUGCUGGCCGAGGUACAGGCCUGGCGCCCCGAGGAAUGCCUCCGCCACCUCCCCGCCGCCCUGCCGCGCCUCCUCAUAUCCUUCGCGGGCCGGGCGAAUGAGGGGAAGAAGGCCCUCGCGUGGGGAAUGAAGUAUUUAUACUCUCUUUAUCAGGUGGUUGACAACUGGAGCCAGCGUAUUGGUGUUUUAAGGAUUUUGAUGGAGAAAUUUCUACCACAAAUUCGUCUUUCUGAAUUGGAACAAACAUUUUCCUCUAAAAUAUUGCCAAAGACAGUAGAAUUCUUUGAUGGCUUGUUAUAUGAGCUAUCCAGCCAUGCCGAACAGUUAACAAGCCAGAAUGAAGAAUUACAUGUGACAACGAGAAACCAUAUGCAGAAUCUGGUACUUGUGCUGGAAGCAUUAACAGGCUGUGUGCGACACAUCUGUACUUUGCAGGAAACUUUGCCAUUAGAUUAUGUCCACAGCCUUCCCCUCUCUGUUCUUCAUAUAAUCAAGAAGACAUACAUACACUGCAAGAACAGCGAGUCAUUGUACAGUGACUGUUUCUGCUUGUUUUCCGAUUUGCUCCAGUCUCUUUUUAAAGAGGCCUAUGCUUUGCAAAAGCAGAUCAUGGAACUGAUUGAGAUUGUAUCUGUGAACUCCUGUGCUGCUGAUGAGAGUGUAGCAAUUAUGGUAUCAGUGAUUCACAUUCUGUUGGAGGUCUGUUCUGCCGUUUCCAGCAUAGAUCGUGCUCUUCAUGCAAAUACAUGGAAGUUCAUUAUCAGGCAAAGUCUCAAGCACAAGUCACUGAUAAAGAACGGCUUGAAACAUUCUGAUAUCUUACGCAGCCUUUGUGAAGACAUCCUGUUUUCUUUCCAGUCUUGUUUGCAGUUGGCUGAGCAGAUGAAGUGUUCUGGAACCCAGGAAAGCACUGAUUACAAAUUGUUCCAGAGGAUGAACAAACUGUGUAGAUUUUUUGCCAAUUCUCUGCUGCACUACACCAAGGAGUUUACUUCUUUCCUGGUGGAUUCCUGCUCUCUGCUUCAUCAGACGUACCUUCAAAUACACAGCAAGUUUCCUCCAAGUCUUCACGCCCCUGCGAUUUCCAAGGCUCAUCAGGAUGAAAUGGCAAGGGGAUUCCUUGUGACAUUGGACUCUCUUCUCAGUCUGCUGGUUUCCUUUAAGCCUUUCGUUGAAGUAGUAUUAAGUAAAACUCCAGAUCUCCCUUCUGAGCUGCACUUUCCACAGUGUCGACUUCUGCUUUCUGUAAUGGACACAUUGCCAUCUCAGUCCCAGGAUGUGAAAGCUAUUUGGAACACAGGAAAUCAGUAUCCAGAAGAAAUUCCCAGAAUGACCUUGCUUUCAGCCCUCUUUCAUAGUCUUCAGCAGUGCUCCGGCGAGCUUUCCCUUCCUGUUCUUUCUCCAGGAAUGAUGGGAACAGGGCAACACAAAAGCACCUUUUACCACUAUGUCUGCAUCCACCUGUGUACCUUUAUCACAACACUCUCUGUAUCACAUUUUCAUCUACUGGAAUGCUUCUUGUUAGAGACCGUACUUGGUUCUCAUACGAUCAUUGCUCUCCUGGCUAUGGAUGCUUGGUGUUUCCUUGCUAGGUUUGAAACAGCUGAUCUGUGUGCUCAUCAUACAUUUAUAAUAGCACAUUUGAUAAAAGUCUGUCCUGCUGAGAGUUACCAAGCCACUCAGCUGGGGGUCUUGCUACGUCGUUUGCUCUUUUUGAUGACUGCUGAACACCAGGUGAAGUUUGCUGAUAAAUUUCCUCCUAAAGAUACAGAGAACCUGCAGUUAUGGCAGCAUCUUUCUCUCCAAGCGCUUACGCCUCUGCUCAGGCCACAGGUUGCUCGUGAGAUUUUUGUAGUGGGAUUUACGCAAUGUCAGGAGUGGCUGAACAGUGGAAGAUCGUUAGAUGAAUUUCCACAAGUGAACAUUGCUUUCUCUGCUUUGCUGUCUGUUUGCCAGACUUCUGGAGAAAUGCUGGAGCCGGAUCAACGUACAGCUCUGAUUGGGACCCUUGGCCAGUUCUUGGCAGUUCUACAUCCCACAGAGGUAUCGAGUCUGCCUCAUCUACAGCACACCUGUUGCUUGGUAUUUCAACUUCUGCAAUUCUUCAUCCAGAUGUUAGAGCCCCAGUUACUGAUCCAGAUAUUUGCACUGCAAACAUCCCUCAUCCAGCAGAAUCCCUCAGAUCAUAUUCUCAUUGCAAUCUUAGAUUUUCUCUCUUCAAUGGGGAAAGCCUUUAUUGUACCAGACUUCCAGGGACAGGUUCUGCCUCAACUAUGUUGUUUGUUUGCUACAUUGCUGGCCUACAACAACUGGAUGAUUCAACAGCAUGCCAUAGAGGUAUUCACUCAGUUUGCAGAGGAAACAAGCCAUGAGGAUAUUCUUCCCCAGUGUCUUAAGUCGGAAGAAAUCAAAAGCAAAGUUGUUACUUUCCUCUCAAAGACCCAUGAUAUUGAGGAAUCAGCAGAAGCACAAGCAGAACGGAUGAAAAAGGAAAAUGCUCUUCUCAGCUCCCACUUAGGGGAGACCACAGAAGAGAACCAAAGCGACCUGAUUUUAGAGCCCUCCCCCAAAAGGACCUGCUACUCGCCCAGUGAGGUGCAGUACACAUCGGCCAUUGACUCCGCUGAAAGAACACUGGAGGUGCUGAAGCAGCUGCUCCAGAAGGGUCCGCCCCCCAUUUGGCUUGCAAAGAAAUUAGACACAUUACAGAUGACGCUGAGCAACUUAAGGAAGGCCAUAUGUUGACAAUUUAAUUCUUCAUCUCAAGGUGAUUGCCUUAUUAUACAGCUCUAUGCAAGAUGGACAAGCGAAAGCCCAAAAGACAAGCUGCUUCCCACCAUGGACAGCCUCAGGUGUUAAUGUUGCUUGCUCAGUUUAUUUAUACAUGUUACAGGUAUAGAAUGGAAAAAUCAAGGUAGGAAACCAAGCUAAGCAAUCGGCCUUGAACAAAAAUACAUCUCCUUUUUUAGAUGCCAUUCACGUUCAGCGUUAUCUCCCAGGAUAUUUUUCUACCAGCAGGAAGGAUAUAUUACAAGUAUGAUCAACUGUUGCCCUGAGGCCCUCCCAUCUAGUAAAGAAAGCAUCCUGCUUAUAAAUGAAGAUUUGCUGCUAUAUUGUGGUCUUAUUCCUCCAACUUAAGCAUACGCUCUUCUUUUUUAGUCUUUUUCUUCUCUGAAUAUGUAUUAUUUUGAUAGAUAGUAUUAAAAUUGAUAAAUCACACAAUAGACAAUAGAUAAUUUGCUUUAUAGGAUUGACAAGAAAACGCAGUAGGCCAGAUCUGAGUACAUUACAAGCCAGUGUUAUUUUAUUUAGGCUGAAUCUACACUCCCCUAUAUCCCAGGAUCUGAUCCAAGAUUAUCUGUUUUGAACUGGACUAUAUGAGUGUACACUGCCAUAUAAUCUGGGAUCAGAACCUGGGAUAUAGGGGAGUGUAGAUCCAGACUCCAUGCAUUAAACAAAUUCACAUACUGAUAGUUGGAUAUGUGAAAAAAUUCUAAUUAAAAUCCCACUUGAAAAUGGAAAACCAAAGGUAAACUAACACAACUGUCAAUUAGUGAUCAGAUUUUCUUACUGAAAAAAAAAGAUACUUCCUUUUCUACUCUGUUUUCGGUGUUAAACUGUUCAGGAAACUAAAAUAGCAGUAGUCCAUAUAUACACAGUAGUCCACAAAGGUAAGGUACAUGGAAUUCAGGAUAUCAAGAUCAUAGGCAUAAAUCCAUAAGCAUGAAAA